Solanum lycopersicum (tomato) is the source of this 2214-nucleotide messenger RNA. RefSeq lists its product as uncharacterized. The record is from RefSeq and is a predicted model, not a curated record. Lineage: Eukaryota; Viridiplantae; Streptophyta; Magnoliopsida; Solanales; Solanaceae.
UCGAUAGAGACAAAUGGUUAGCUAGUAAAUGCUUAAAUUUAUUUACAUUGCUACUAUUAAGUGACUCGGGGAGUGUGGUUUCACUUUAUUAAUCAUUAGGCUACAUGUAUAAUCGUGAUUUUUUAAACUUACGUAUAUAACUUGAAUAAUGUCAACAAAGAAACAAGUAGGUGCAUACCAAAUAAUUUGUGUUACGAAAGUAUUUAGCCCUUUCAUUCAUUCUAGCAAUCAUUGAAAUACACAAGCCUAAAGGGCUAUUUCCCACUUCUCUUGUUCCCUCUUUUUGUAAAGUAGUUAAAAAAACUUGUGAACAGGGGAAAAUGAGUUCAUCAAGAUCAACUUCUUUGCAUAAUGAUAAGUAUAUGCAAACAGAGGGCUCUGAUGACUUGUCGGUUUCGGCAAGAAAACUGGCUUCUACUUUAUGGGAAACUAAACUGAAGGAUUUGGAGGAAAUGGGUUGGAAAGAAAGAGUUUCAAAAUUGGGUUCAGCAGCUCUGCAAUUUCAUCACCCUGUUUCUGAGAGAAUGGAGCGAUCCAAAGUGGGUAGUCAUAGAAGAAGAAAAUCUACCAAGGCUGAUCUCUCGAACCAAAAUGAUUACUCGAUAGAGCUUGAUAGAAAAAAUCAUGAACAGACUCUAAGUAGGCAUCAUUUGAAGGAUGUGUGUCAUGGCCUUGACACAUGUAAAGAGCUGCUGAAAGUUCUGAGUCAUGUCUGGAAUCUCAAAGAUCAGAAAUCUACAUGUUCAUCCCUUUUCUCAGCUAUAAAUACAGAGCUUGACCGGUUGUGUGAUGAGGUGUCUAAAUUGAAACACGAACACAGACAUAACCACAGUGAAGUUGAUGUCCUCUUGAAGAAGUUUGAAGAAGAAAAGAUGGCCUGGAAGGUAAAAGAGCAAGACAAGAUUCAUACUGCCAUUACAUCCGUAGCCAGGGAGUUCAAGACUGAGAAGAAACUGAGGAAGCAAACUGAGAGAUUAAAUAAGAAGCUAGGUAGAGAACUGGCGGAUUUAAAGGCAUCUCUUUCAAAGGCAGUCAAAGAACUUGAAGGCGAGAAAAGGGACCGAGAGAUAUUGGAGCAAGUGUGUGAUGAAUUAGCUAGAGGUCUUGGAGAAGAUAGAGCUGAGAUGGAAGAAUUGAAGAGACGAUCUGCUAAAAUCCGGGAAGAGGUGGAAAUGGAACAGAAAGUACUUCAACUAGCUGAUGUCAUGCGGGAGGAAAGAGUUCAAAUGAAGCUAUCAGAAGCCAAAUAUCAAUUUAAGGAGAAAAAUACAGUUGUGGAUGAGUUAAGGAAUGAACUUGAAGCAUAUUUGAGAUCCAAAAAGGGCCAAGAACAAGGCUGUGAUUCGCUGAAUUAUGAAACAAUCAAUGAGCUUGAGAAACAAUUUAGAGGAACGCUUCCAAGCACACACCAUUACCGAGAUAAAGAGAAGGCAGAUGUAGAAAUACUCGAUAAAGAAGAGGAUGGAGAAGAAGAUGAUUCAACUGAUAGUGAUCUUCAUUCAAUUGAACUAAACAUGGGUGACAAUAGCAAGAGCCAUCAAUGGUCCACUGCUCUACAAAAUGAUCCGAAUAGAUUGUUGGUUUCUGAUAAAAAUAAAGGGAGGAGGUCCAUCGCAGAGAAAGAAAACGUGAACACCAUAUAUAGAGGAAUUUCAAACUUACUUAACAAUGGAGGAACACCAGAAUUCUCUUCUCAAGCUUGGAAGAAGGAUCAUGCGGAUGAGACGGAGAGAUAUAAAAUGAUCAAGAAUCUUUGUGAUCGUAUCAUUUCUGCUUCAAGAAUUACAGCCUCUCAAGGCUUUUCUGGUCCAACCAACAACUGUAGCCAACAGAAAUUUUCUGCCAAUGAUCCUAACAAAGUGAUGGUGAGGGUUUUGCCAUCUUGCAGGGAGAAACUUGAAGGAACACCAGAGAUUAUUGCACUGUCUUGCAGGGAGCUACUCGAAUGAAUGCCAGAAUGCCAAUCUCAAGAAUCCAUCAUAAAUGGCAUGCUUCUCCAGCCUGAUGCUUCUUUCACAUAACUACAUGGACAUAAAUAUGUUGUUCUUUGUCUGAAUGAAAAGCUAAAAUAUCUGAUAAUUCAGGAAUGUCAACAGAAUUUUGAGUUUUGGCUGUUGGAUGAGACAAAACAUUUCAAAUUUUGCUAAUGUUGUCUAAGGACUGAAUUGCUCUAUUCAAUACUAUAUAUGACUUUUCAGAUUCUUCAUUUCUGUA